Messenger RNA from Harpegnathos saltator (Jerdon's jumping ant), 615 nucleotides. Its product is annotated as ejaculatory bulb-specific protein 3. The record is from RefSeq and is a predicted model, not a curated record. The transcript has 2 exons. The coding region runs from base 46 to 408 and encodes 120 amino acids. Lineage: Eukaryota; Metazoa; Arthropoda; Insecta; Hymenoptera; Formicidae.
AAACAUACAGUUUUGUCGCACGCAUUUCUGACAGCGGUCAAAAAUAUGGGUAAAUCAGCAUUCUGCUUGGCAGCCUUGGCUGUGUUGGCGGCUGUCGUCGCGGAGGAAUUGUAUUCAGAUAUGUUUGAUCACAUCAAUCCCGACGAUAUCUUGCCCAAUGACGAGCUUCGGAAUCAAUAUUACAACUGUAUCAUGGACACCGGCCCCUGCGUUACUGACGACCAGAAAUACAUGAAAGAACACGCUGCAGAAGCGUUUGCAACGAAAUGUCGCAAAUGCACCGAAGUACAGAAGCAAAAUCUCGAGAAGGUAAUCGGAUGGUACACUGAGAACCGCCCGGACGAAUGGACCGCUCUAAUGCAGAAGCUGAUGGAGGACGCAAAAAAGAUGAAUAUCUCUCCCGUUUAAUGUUACUAAAUGAUCCACUGAUAGAUACAUAUCACUGUUGCACGUUUUACUUAGGAAGAUUUGCAGAAACAAUGAUCUUGCUUCUGCACAGCUUUCGGAGAUAUAGAGCAGUAUCAUAAGCACGUACAACACGAAGGCAAGAAUUAACGGUAUGCAUAUUAGCAAUUGUAACCGAUAAUAAAAGUCGCUCAGUGUGUCACCGAAAAA